Molecule: messenger RNA, 552 nt
Organism: Lacerta agilis (Sand lizard)
Lineage: Eukaryota; Metazoa; Chordata; Lepidosauria; Squamata; Lacertidae
Product: lithostathine-like
Exons: 4
Coding region: 1-552 (183 amino acids)
Molecular function (GO): signaling receptor activity
Source: RefSeq, a predicted model, not a curated record
AUGCCCUUAGCUGGGAUAAAUGUUGCUGACAUCUUGUUUUCCCAGGAGAACCAGAAGAUGGGGCAAGUGGUCUACCUUGGACUCUGCCUGUUGGGCUGCCUGAUCCUUAACCCUUUGGUGGAAGGUGCCGCCAAUCGCACCCAGAGCGCUCGAGCUCACUGCCCACCAGGAGCCAUCUUCUACAGAAAGUACUGCUACCAGUAUUUUAGCUCCAGCCUCUCAUGGGAUGAAGCCGAGGUCAGCUGCCAGAAGAGACAUGGGUCCCAGCUGGCCUCCAUUCUUUCUGCAAGGGAAGCAAACUUUGUUUUCCAUUACCUGCAAAACCAGGGCUCUAGCGACGUCUGGAUUGGUCUCUCUCUCCAGAAUAUCUGGGAAUGGAGCGAUGGAUCUGACCUGUCUCAACCCCUCUGGGAUGGAAAGAGAAUUAACACCUCCACCUAUGCAGGCGAAUGUGUCUCCCUGACUCCUUCAGGUUCCCGGAAAUGGAUCCAGCGUUCCUGUACGGCUGCCUUGCCAUUCCUGUGCAAAUACAAGGGUACCUAUUAUGCCUGA